CAGCCACGCUCGCCUCAUCAAUGGAAAAUGGAGGCUUCCUGCCCUCCUGGUUGGAGACAGUUUGGCUCUCGCUGUUUCGGUUUCCACAUGCAGACAAAGACCUGGAUCAAUGCAGAGAUUUUCUGCCAGAACGCUGGUGGGCAUCUUGCCUCCAUCCACUCAGCUGCUGAACAUGGAUUCAUCAGAAGCCUAAUUAACCAAGUGUCCGGCGCAAACACACAGGCCUGGCUCGGAGGCAGUGAUGCAGGGCAGGUGAGACUUUUAUCAUCACACAGGAAGUGAUGUCGCUCAUCUCUCAGCCUGUUCUCAUGAAGGAUUUGUACAUAUAGCUGUGAAAAGUAAAUAAUCUGUAUGUAGUCCAUGUAUUUACUACUGUCAGCAGCACACUGACUGCUGCUGUAUG
This is a messenger RNA of Perca flavescens (yellow perch), 403 nucleotides long. Its product is annotated as galactose-specific lectin nattectin-like. Bases 28 to 282 code for a protein of 84 amino acids. The record is from RefSeq and is a predicted model, not a curated record. The transcript has 3 exons. Lineage: Eukaryota; Metazoa; Chordata; Actinopteri; Perciformes; Percidae.